Drosophila pseudoobscura is the source of this 4220-nucleotide messenger RNA. It is a transcript of the gene caps, whose product is annotated as capricious. Gene Ontology annotation, molecular function: protein binding. Gene Ontology annotation, cellular component: plasma membrane. Lineage: Eukaryota; Metazoa; Arthropoda; Insecta; Diptera; Drosophilidae. The transcript is spliced from 4 exons. The record is from RefSeq and is a predicted model, not a curated record.
UCCGUUAGUUCGCAUUCGUGUUUGAAAUUUUGCCGUGAGUGGGUCGGAGCGGAACAGCCACAGCCAGAGCCAAAAGAAAACAAAACAAAAAAAAAAACCACAAUUCGCGCGCGUGCAAAUUCUUUGCCUCUUCCCCCCCCCUCGCUGGUGUAUCAUUGCUUUGGCGAGAGAGGAACUUGUUUUCGGGGCGGGGCGCCAGCCACCACAAUCGUCCGCAAUAGUCAGCGGUCCCGGUCCCCGCGUGCGUGUGUGCAAAUACAAAUGAAAUAAAUAUAUAUAUUUUUUUUUGUUGUUUUUCGAGCCGCUUCAUGAAUGAUUUGCAACCGCGAGCAUUUCCCAUAGAAAAAAAAACACAACAACAACAUCCAAGACCUUAUUACAUCCAAGUGUCGUUGAAAUAUUUAUUUUUUUUGAGUACUGUGCCUGCCGCCUAGAGUUACGACGAUCUGGCCGACAGCCGAGACAUACCAUUAUUCAACGAGAGAGACGGAGACGGAGAGCGGAGUGAUUGGAAACACAUGUGUUUCUUUUUCCCCAUUGGGUUACAACAAUAUGUUUGACAACAAAGUUCCGGCAUUCAAAUUGAAAUUGAAUUAAAAUAAAAUAAAUAAAGAGUCGGAAUCGGAAUCGGAGUUGGAGGCGGAGUUGGAGUCGGAGUUGGACAGACAAAUACUCUGUUUGAAUUGUUAAUGAGCCCACAACAACAACGCAACAAUAAAAAGUGUUAAAUGCUGAUGACGUCGGUGCUGCUCCACCAGUGCUGAAAAGUCAAUUAAAGGCGAAUGUCGGAGUCUAGAAACGAAAGCCAUUGGCAAACUUGGCCAAAGCGUAUUUAGCCUGGAAUAAAAACGGGCACAGCACAGCAGACGAGGAACCAGCAAAACCACCAAUCACCAGAGCGAUAGACAGACACAGACACAGACAGAGACAGGGAGAGAGAGCAGAGACAGACGGCCAGGAAGGAAGGAAGGGUAGGAGGCAGACCCAAAGCCAGACCCAGACCCAGACCCAGUCGAGGGAGGACUGAGAGACAGAGAGAGCCGUGUAAUGAGCAGACGACGGUCGUCGUCGGCCAGGGCAAUUACCAUGUCGCCAUCACCACCGUUGUCGCUGCCAGUUGCUAGCCUGGGACUAAGCCUGGUCCUGGGGCUGCUCCUGGCCUUGCUGCAGCCAACAAAUGGCCUGGCAAAUUGUCCAAAUGGCUGUGAAUGCGAUGACGACACCCUGAUGGUCAACUGCGGCGAGGGGCGGCUGGACGUGCUGCCGAUAGCCCUGAAUCCGGCCAUCCAGCGGCUGGUCAUCAAGAACAACAAGCUGAAGACCAUCGACUCGUCGAUGCAGUUCUACGCUCAGCUGACAUUCCUCGAUCUGUCCUUCAACGACAUGGUGACCAUACCAGAGCGCUCGUUCGCCUACCACGCCAAGCUCCAGGAGCUGCAUCUCAACCACAACAAGAUCGGCCAGGUCUCCAACAAGACCUUCACGGGCCUCUCCACCAUCAGUGUCCUCAAUCUGCGGGGCAACCUCAUCGCCGAGCUCGAGUUUCGCACGUUUUCGCCCAUGGUGCGGCUGGAGGAGCUGAAUCUCGGCCAGAACCGCAUCAGCCACAUCGAUCCGCACGCCCUCGAUGGCCUCGUUAAUCUGCGGGUGCUCUAUCUGGACGAUAACACCCUCACGACCGUGCCCUCGCAGCUGACAUUCCAGGGUCUGCCCAGCCUGGCGGAGCUCUAUCUGGGCACCAACUCCUUCAUGACCAUUCCCGGCGGCGCCUUCCAGGACCUCAAGGGUCUCACGCGCCUCGAUCUGCGCGGCGCGGGACUCCACAACAUCUCCGGGGAGGCCCUCAAGGGCCUGGAGGCGCUGCGCUACAUGGAUCUGUCGGACAAUCGCCUGGCGGCCAUACCAACGGCGGCCCUGCAGCGUCUGGGCCGUCUGGAGCAACUGAGCAUCGGCCAGAACGACUUCGAGGUGGUGGCCUCGGGCGCCUUCGCGGGACUCCGGGAGCUGCGGCAGCUGGAGCUGACGGGGGCCCAGCGACUGAGGCGCGUCGAGAGCGGGGCCUUCACGGCCAACACGAACCUGGAGCAACUGAAUCUGUCCAGCAACAAGCAGCUGAGCGAGCUGCACGCCAACGCCCUGGGCGGCCUGCCGCACCUCAGCUCGGUGAUCCUGAAGGAGAACCAGCUGAGCACCCUGGCCGAGGGCCUCAUCCCCUGGGCCGAUCUGCAGACGCUCGACCUCUCCGAGAACCCCUUCGUCUGCGACUGCCAGCUGAUGUGGCUGCGGAACCUUCUGAUCAGCAAGAACGCCAGCAGCCAGUACGCCCCGGUGGUGUGCGCCUACCCGGCCACCCUGCGCGACCUGCCCCUCGCCCAGCUCUCGGAGCCGCUGCUCGGCUGCACCCACGGGGCGGCCAACAAGCAGGCCAUCAUCGGGAUCUUGGUGGUGGCCUGCGCGGCCCUGAUCACGACCCUGGCCCUGGUGCUGUACACCUGCCGUCGCCGCAUCCGCGAGAUGCUCAAGGGCCACUCGGCCCUGGGCCGCAAGGAGCGCGAAUACCAGAAGACCUUCUCCGACGAGGAGUACAUGACGCGGCCGCCGCCCGGCUGCGGCGGAGUCCAUCCGGCGGCCGCCUAUCCCUGCAGCCAGUCGCAGUAUAUGGGCAGCCGGCCGAUACCAGUGACCGAGCUAUAGCUAGAAGCUCCACCCCCACCUCAGAUGCGGGGUAGGGGUGGCAUCGCCUCCACCACGACCACCACCACCACCACCAGCAGCGGGAGCACAGCGGCACCGCUGCAGCAGCUGCAAGUGCCCAGCCCCGUCGAUCAUGCCGCCGCCGCCUCCUCGUUCGCCCAGCUCAGCCACAUCCACUACAUGACCAACAACCAGACGAUCGCCAGCCCGAUGACGAACCCCCAGAUGCACCACUCGCAGCAGGACAUGCGCCUGCUGGCCAAUGGCGGGGGCAAGACCCUGAACGCCGCCUCCCUGCCCCGCCACCGGAUGCAGGAGAGCACCCUCUCGCACUACAGCCAGCCCCUAGCCCUUGCCAACGGCAUACGCCUCACCCAGGACCACUUCAACCACAACCACGGCCACGGCCACGGCCACGGCCAUGGGCAUGGGCAUGGUCACGGCCACCCGCACAGCCACACCACCCACAAUGGAGGGGGGGUGUACGCCAAGGCCUGCGAUGCGAUGGCCGAGCCGGGGUACAUACACAACAAUUCGCACUACUCUCUGCCCCUCGACCACGAUCUGCCGCCCAGUCCCACGCCCACACCACCACCGCCGGCCCUGCCCCUGCGCAAUGGGGUGGGCAUGGCCCUCAUCCAUGGCAACACAACCGGACGGCGAUCCUUCAACAGCAACAGCAACAGCAACAACAACAACGUGGCCACUCUGUCGAACAACAAUCAUCAUGGAGCAGGCGGUGGAGGAGCAAUCCUGGCAUCCAGCAACAACAACGGCAGUCUGCGUCGCUAUCACUGAUAUACGGGGAAGACGUGCGGCACCCUGGGUCGCACCAUCAAGCCGAAACCGAGUCAGGACAUUGAGCUGUACCAUUUCUACAAGGGCUAGAGCACAGGACACAGCCAGGACACAGCCUGGAGGAGGUCUCUGCGGCGGAAUUUCGGGACGAAUUUUGUGUGUGUUAUUCUACCUACGAUCCUUGGAUCCAUUCUAUGAUCUAAUUUAUCUAAUUGUAUAUUCUUAUGUUACGUGUAUUCAGGCGCAAGCAUUUUGUAUAAAUUAGGAUUUAGUUGAGUGAUUAUUCGGGGGGAAAGGGCAGCGGCAGUGGGAAAAUCCCGUGGAAAAUCCAGGUGUAAAUACAGGAGAGCGCGCACGGUUUGGCAUUCACUGGAAAGCGGCAGGACCCCCUGCCAGCUCUCCCGAAAAUGUCAUUUCAUUUGCAUCCAGUGAUCUUAACUAUUAAGUUCUGCUUAAAUUAAAAAAAAAAACAAAACAAACCUAAAAAAAAAACAACACUCUAAAAUUCGUGUAAAUAAUUAGAAGCCUCUUUCGAAGAAAAUUCAAGAAAAUUUCACAAGAAACGAAAAAUGCAAUUUCACAAAAAAUACUUACAAUUAAUUUACGCGCUUAAGCACCAGUCACUAAAACUAUGUAUGUAUCUAGACUAAACUAUCACCGUAAAAGUAAUCGAAACGGCAUUAAAGGAUACGAAAUGAAGCAGCUAAAAAUAUAUGCAAAAACAAAAA